UCGAAUUAUUAGAUAAACUGUUAUAUAAUAAAAUCAGCUAUUCUGUAUUUCAAAUAGCAUGUAUGGUAUCAAUGUUAAAAUUUUGUAUAAUUUUGUUGUUAGUAAGACCUUCGCUUUUACUGGCCGAUGAAAAAGAUUUUUUUAAAGAUAUAGUCUCUGCAUUUCCAACUGUCGAUCCUCAGCACGCAUAUCAAGAUUAUUGUAAAUAUAGCUGGGUAACAUGCUCAAACAAUACUGUAACUGCUAUAGAACUUAAAGAUAUCGCGUUGCAUCAAAAAUUACCAAGUUCUAUUACGGAGCUCAGUGAAUUGAAGAAGCUAUCAAUCAUUGGAUGCUUUAUUGAAGUAAACUGGGAUGACAUUAAUAAACUAAAAAAUUUGAUAGCUUUAACAUUAUCAUCAAACUCAUUUAGUGGAAAAAUUCCGCGAAUUAGCGUACCACUGAAAUAUUUAGACCUUUCCUGUAAUGAAUUCACCCAGUUUCCGGAUGAAUUUCCUGAAAGUUUAGAAGAGAUCAAUCUAGACAAAAAUAAAUUAAGUGGAGAUUUCGCUAGUGUCAAUUUUAAGUUAGAAAAAUUGAGUAUACUAAAAAUUCGCUAUAAUUCAUUAACAGGUGGUCUACCUGAUUUUAUUAAGAAUUCAGCGUCACUGAUUUAUUUAGAUAUUUCUUAUAAUAGCUUCACAAAUUUCCCUGAAAAUUUUCCAAGCAGUUUACAUAUCUUAGGCUUAUCAAAUAAUAAAAUAUUUGCAGACUUUGGUUCGAUAGAUUGUAAAUUUACAAGAUUAAUUAGCCUAAAUCUACAUGCCAAUCAGCUAACUGGAUCGAUACCAGAAUGUAUCAAUGAAUUGGAAGAUUUGUUGAUUCUAAAUCUAGGUCGAAACAAUUUAUCAGGAGAUUUGUCGUCUUUUAUUUUUCCAGAUACCUUGGAUAUGAUAAAUUUAUCUCACAACAAGUUUACUGGGCAUCUUCCUGAUUCUAUUUUUAGCAAAAAAAGGAGCUAUAUAAACUUAUCUCAUAACAACUUUACAGGUAAUAUUCCAAACAUAACAUUUAUUGAAUCUGUUAAAAUCAUAGAUUUAUCUUAUAACAAUCUUACUGGUGAGAUUCCAGAUCUCUCACACGCGGUUAAAUUAAAUGAACUGUAUUUGAACAAUAAUAAUCUAGAAAUCAAUUGUAAAAAUAAGAACUUUGGAAAUACUCUAUUAAAACCGAAUACUUGUUAUCUUCACAACAAUAUUAUCUUGGAGAAAGAUUGCCAGUCUAGUCUUUGUCUGCACAAUAUUUCCGAACCAGUAACAGCCUUGCCUGAUCUCAAUAGCUUUACUUUUGAUGUUGGUAUAUGAAUCAUGUUGUUGUUUCUUGCUCGCAUCUUUUGAGUUAUCGAUUAUAUUAAGUAAAAAGCAUUCAGAAAAUUUGAACCCCUUUA
This is a messenger RNA of Schistocerca gregaria, 1426 nucleotides long. RefSeq lists its product as uncharacterized. Gene Ontology annotation, molecular function: protein binding. The transcript is spliced from 18 exons. NCBI's taxonomy places the organism in Eukaryota, Metazoa, Arthropoda, Insecta, Orthoptera, Acrididae. Bases 63 to 1343 code for a protein of 426 amino acids. The record is from RefSeq and is a predicted model, not a curated record.